Messenger RNA from Musca domestica (house fly), 1896 nucleotides. RefSeq lists its product as uncharacterized. The coding region runs from base 1 to 1896 and encodes 631 amino acids. The record is from RefSeq and is a predicted model, not a curated record. The transcript has a single exon. Lineage: Eukaryota; Metazoa; Arthropoda; Insecta; Diptera; Muscidae.
AUGAACUUUAAAAAUCUACUAAUUCUUGAAAUACUGGCAUUUUCGUCAUUAUUUGUCAAAAACAUAGCACCCAACGGAUUUAUUGAAGAUUUGCAAAAGGAGCAACAGACAAACGAUGAAAUUAAAUACCAACUGAAACGACUAUUUAACAAAGUGGAUCAAGAGAGCCGAUUUGAUAGUUGUUUGCUGCUCGGACGCGAGGAUAACAUCAGGGAUACUUUGGUUGCUGAAGUUUUGCAGGAAGAUAUGGGAAAAACUCUACUAGUUCAAACAUUUACACGUACGUUCUGCAGUUCAUGUCUUAAGCUCAACCAAAAUUUUAUAUUAUUCAUAUUUUGGCGCUAUGGUGACGAGGAUACAUAUAGCAGGCUAUUGUCACAGUUUCUGGAAUACAAAAGGUCUAAUCGAAUUAUACUAUUGGCUCCGGUUCAUUUAUCUGCGCUUUUUGCUGACAUUGUUUCGCGUUAUAUGUUUGAGAAAUGUGUACAAAAUAACUUGCUUAACGUUAUUAUUUUGUUGGGUAAUUUCUAUGAAACAAUGGCUUUCUUUGCCUUUGAAUUGUAUCCACAAUUUACACUGGUGAAUAGAAGCUUUGGUCACGAUGCGACAGAGGUCGAAGUGUUUCCGAAUAAAAUGUCAAACUUGCAUGGUCACAGAAUAAGAACCUACCCCGACCAAAUGAUACCACGUUCGGUGGUAUAUCGCGACCAAUAUGGUCUCCCUAAAAUGAAAGGUUAUGUGGUGAGUUUUUUGGAAACGUUUGCAAAAUCCAUCAAUGGUACCCUGUGGUGGCCUUUAAAUCUUCAGGACGAUAAACCUGUGUUCUAUCAAAACAUUUUCGAUAUGGCAAAAGCAGAUCGCUUUGAUAUACCCACAGCAUUGGUACCAGCUCUCUAUGGCAACAGUUCAAAAAUCAUGUCGCGUUCGUAUGAGGAAAGGCCCUGGUGUAUUAUGGUACCCGUGGAAAAACCCCAUAGCUACAAAGAGUUUAUAUAUCGUUCAUUAAAUCCCUUAUUUUUUCUACGUUUCGUAUUGUCCAUGAUGGUGUUGUCUCUUAUCUUGGAAUUCUCGACAAAGAUAAUGUAUUCGAAAUUAAAUCAGGAUUACGAAAUAACACUGGACAAAAUUAUUCUGAAUACCAAAAUAUUUAGAGGUAUAUUUGGUUGUUCUUUUAAGCUGCAGCCGAACUCUACGAAAAGUUUGAAGAUAUUAUACACCAUACUAUUCAUAAGGGGACUUCUGAUCACAGUGCAAUUUUCUGCAAUUCUACAAUCUUUUCUAACACAUCCUCUCAUCGUACCAGUUAAGAACUUGAAGGAUCUGCAGGCCAAUAAUUUGAAAAUUGUAAUUUUUAAAAAUGAUUUGGAUUUUAUCAAGAACAGUCGUAGCUUAAAUUACAAACGAUUUCUUCCGGGGCUGGAAAUUUUUGAGGACUACUACAAGUACAGGGAGCUGCAUUCGUCAUUCAACACUUCGUAUGCCUAUCCAGUACACCAUUCGCAGUGGUACAUCUACCGCACCCAACAGAGUUCACUGCCAAAGCCCCUAUUUCGUUUGAGUAGCAUGUGUCUCAACAAUAUGGGAAAUUUGGGCUUUGUUCUGCCACAGAACUCCCUUUAUCUACAGCCCCUGAAUAAAUUCAUAAUUCGUGCUAACGAGUUGGGCCUUCCAGAAUAUUGGAUGCGCUUGAGCUACAUUGAGCUGAAAAAGAUUGGCAAAAUCAAAAAUAUACCCAAUCCGAUACUGGAAAUUGAACAUCGCACAAUGGGCCCUGAAGAAUUCAACUUCAUUUUCGAAAUUAUGCUUAAAUGUUAUAUCUUUGCAUUUAUUUUGCUUAUAGCUGAAAUAGUUUGUUCGAAAAUUUAUUGUAAAAUUGAAUGUGGACUCAAGAAGUAA